AACCCAAAACCUUACACACAUACAUCAGAGGGACACGAACUCAAACCGUUUAAGCUUCUCCGAGUUUUGACCUACAACACUCUCGAAUCCCCUCUUGUGUGUUGUAGCCGCCCCGUGACCAUCAAUGGCGGAAACUGCUGUCGACAAAUCCCAAUCUCUCGCUGAGGAAUAUUAUGUGAAGGAUAAGCAAACAGCUGUAGUUGAAAAACCUGUUGAGGUCAAAGAAGUUGAAAACCCAGAGGAGGCUGCUUCUGAGGAACCCGUUGCUGAGAAAACUGUGGAAGAAACAACUCCUGUUGCCCCUGCAGUUGCUCAGGAAAGCAGUGAAGUCACCCCUCCUCCUGCUGAAGAAAACACUGAAGAGCAAAGUAGUGGAAAUGUUGAAGAAAACUCUGGCAAUGAAGAUGCAGCUGAAGAGACCCCUGAAAUUAAGCUUGAAACUGCUCCAGCAGAUUUCCGUUUUCCAACUACAAAUCAAACCAGGCAUUGCUUUACCCGAUACGUUGAAUAUCAUCGAUGCGUAGCUGCCAAGGGAGAAGGUGCACCAGAAUGUGACAAGUUUGCCAAAUAUUAUCGUUCUCUUUGCCCUGGUGAAUGGAUUGACAGAUGGAACGAGCAAAGGGAGAAUGGAACAUUCCCAGGCCCGCUGUAGGUGGUGUGCAUAACUGAAAUGGCUGCACAAUUCGUUUUUCAGUAUUAUAUUUCAAAUUGCUAGAGAUAAACUCCCAUACAUUUGGGGAAUGUACGCAUUGGCCUAAUAAGAAAUUUUGGAUAUAUGUUUGAACUAAGCUUGAGUUAUACAAUUUUCAGGAAACGCACCUGGUGAAAUGUCCAGAGAUAUAUGCUAUAAUUUGACUGGAUUCUUUAAGCU
This is a messenger RNA of Glycine soja, 871 nucleotides long. RefSeq names its product cytochrome c oxidase subunit 6b-1-like. Bases 125 to 652 code for a protein of 175 amino acids. Lineage: Eukaryota; Viridiplantae; Streptophyta; Magnoliopsida; Fabales; Fabaceae. The transcript has 5 exons. The record is from RefSeq and is a predicted model, not a curated record. Gene Ontology annotation, cellular component: mitochondrion; respiratory chain complex IV.